Messenger RNA from Ylistrum balloti, 867 nucleotides. Its product is annotated as transforming growth factor-beta-induced protein ig-h3-like. The coding region runs from base 1 to 867 and encodes 288 amino acids. The transcript has 6 exons. The record is from RefSeq and is a predicted model, not a curated record. NCBI's taxonomy places the organism in Eukaryota, Metazoa, Mollusca, Bivalvia, Pectinida, Pectinidae.
AUGAAGCUUCUCGUCAUUCUGCUCUCUCAACUGGCCAUAGCCUUUUGUGCUGAAAACAGAACUCUGUUCCAGUACAUCCAGGGUCAUAGCGAAUUCAGCAUUCUAGAGGGAUUACUGAGCAAAGCUCAGCUUAGUUCAACACUCAACAGCCCCGGUACAUUCACAUUGUUCGCCCCGACGAACGAUGCAUUUAACAAGCUGCCCAGUGGAAUGCUUAGUAACCUACAGAGCGUGGACACUGUAGCUCUUUCCAACCUCCUCUUAUACCACGUUACCAAUGGUAUUCUCAUCGCCCCUCUCCUCACCAACGGGAUGUCCGCCACAUCCAUUAGCAACCAGACCAUCAACGUGAACAAGUAUCCUAACGGGGCUGUGGUUGUACAGGGUUCCACUGUAACCGGAGGUGACAUCAUCUUGACGAACGGAGUCCUACAUGCCAUUAGUAGCGUUAUGUUUCCAUCUUCUUUGUCCAUAUCUCAGUACAUGGGGAAGGAUGAAAGUGACUAUGUUGACCUUUACUCCGCUCUGGUGUUCACAGGGCUGGAGCCAGCUCUGGCCAGCACUGGAACAUUCACUAUAUUUGCCCCUAAUAACGAUGCCUUCAGCCAGCAGAUUGGCGGUCUCCAGUCUCUUACCGCCGACAAGGAUGCUUUCGCAAACAUCUUGAAGUACCAUGUGGUUCCACAAACACUGUUCUCAGCCGGACUGACGGACGGUCAAACUCUCACGACUCUUCAAGGCACAGAUCUCACCGUCCACAUCGAUAGCACGGGUGUGCACAUCAAUAACGCCCUAGUCCUUAAAGCUGACCAGCCAGUGACCAACGGAGUCAUCCAUAUGAUUAACACCAUCCUGACCCCCGUGUAA